UGGCAGGGAAUGCCGUUUCAGCUUCUCUUGGGGGGAAUAUGGAUACUUGCAAGGCGGCCAUUUGAGAUGAACAUGCAUUGAUAAAUAAAUACAAAAGGCAUCCUUCCCUGGUCGUGGGUGGUGGGCGUUUGCUGGUCGGCUUUUUUGGUUUGUUUGUUUUCGUUCAUUUCCUGCUGUGCUUGUGAAUACCUGCAGCUUGGGGGGCCUGCAGUGUCCCCUUUCACCACGCGGUUUUUUCUUCUGCUUGAAAUCAUCAUUUUCUUUUACUGGCGUCGUUUCUCUUGGGGGUUGCUUGAUUCAUUCAUUCUUUCAUUCUUUCCAGGCAGGCCUGAUUAGCACCGGCAGCGCCGUUACCAUCGUUGGAAAACCAUCCAGCAAAGACAAAAAUACUUCAAAAAUGCGAGCCUUCAUCCAGACCAUCAUCUUCUUCCUGCUCAGCCUGCAAAUGGUUGCUGCGUUGGUCAUUCCAGUUCCUCUCAAGACCUCAUCUACUCCCCGGCGACGAGAUACAUCGAAGGAGUCUGAUUCAGCGUUGCCGCCAACCCAAUACAAGAUCACCGACUUCUACGGCCAGGCAGCAUGCCACAACGUCUUGACAUCGUGCCGCGCGGAUUCCGACUGUUGCUCCGGGCUGCAGUGUGGAAACUUUGAAGGGGAGAUGCUGUGUACGCCUCGAGGUUGAGAAAGUCACCACGGACGAGAAGGCCUUGAUGCACAGGAGCUACAUGUAUGAUAUUGGCAGUUGUCUUCUUCAACUGUGUAUGCUUGUGGUAGUGUGUACCCACCCCGCGAACAGUUGUCUGGAACGGUUGUAGGAUAGCAAAAGAGAAACAGAUCUUGCAUCACACUAUGGACUUUUGCAAAAUUGCAAUACUGCCUCUAUUGGUUGGAAGGAAGAAG
Messenger RNA from Podospora pseudopauciseta, 900 nucleotides. RefSeq lists its product as uncharacterized. NCBI's taxonomy places the organism in Eukaryota, Fungi, Ascomycota, Sordariomycetes, Sordariales, Podosporaceae. The record is from RefSeq and is a predicted model, not a curated record. The transcript is spliced from 2 exons. The coding region runs from base 398 to 682 and encodes 94 amino acids.